Molecule: messenger RNA, 2652 nt
Organism: Dipodomys spectabilis (banner-tailed kangaroo rat)
Lineage: Eukaryota; Metazoa; Chordata; Mammalia; Rodentia; Heteromyidae
Gene: Fscn1
Product: fascin actin-bundling protein 1
Exons: 5
Coding region: 133-1614 (493 amino acids)
Biological process (GO): establishment or maintenance of cell polarity; cell migration; actin filament bundle assembly
Cellular component (GO): microvillus; lamellipodium; filopodium
Molecular function (GO): actin filament binding; protein-macromolecule adaptor activity
Source: RefSeq, a predicted model, not a curated record
GUGGAACGCUGCGGAGGGUGCGUGCGGGCGUCGUCCGCCAGACAAAGGAGCCGGGACACCGCCGCGGGGACCACUGCCACCCAUCUUCCCUCCCCAUCCCCGAGCUCUCGGGGCCUGCGUCCACCCGCCACCAUGACCGCCAACGGCACGGCCGAGGCUGUGCAGAUCCAAUUCGGCCUGAUCAACUGCAGCAACAAGUACCUGACUGCUGAGGCAUUCGGGUUCAAGGUGAACGCGUCGGCCAGCAGCCUGAAGAAGAAGCAGAUCUGGACGCUGGAGCAGCCGCCCGAUGAGGCGGGCAGCGCGGCCGUGUGCCUGCGCAGUCACCUGGGUCGCUACCUGGCGGCCGACAAGGACGGCAACGUGACCUGCGAGCGCGAGGUGCCCGGCGCCGACUGCCGCUUCCUAAUCGUGGCGCACGACGACGGCCGCUGGUCGCUGCAGUCCGAGGCGCACCGACGCUACUUCGGGGGCACCGAGGACCGCCUGUCGUGCUUCGCCCAGACCGUGUCACCGGCCGAGAAGUGGAGCGUGCACAUCGCCAUGCACCCCCAGGUCAACAUCUACAGCCUGACCCGUAAGCGCUACGCUCACCUGGGCGCCCGGCCGGCCGACGAGAUCGCCGUGGACCGGGACGUGCCCUGGGGCGUCGACUCGCUCAUCACGCUCGCCUUCCAGGACCAGCGCUACAGCGUGCAGACGGCCGACCACCGCUUCCUGCGCCACGACGGGCGCCUGGUGGCACAGCCCGAGCCCGCCACCGGCUACACGCUGGAGUUCCGCUCCGGCAAGGUGGCCUUCCGCGACUGCGAAGGCCGCUACCUGGCACCGUCGGGGCCCAGCGGCACGCUCAAGGCGGGCAAGGCCACCAAGGUGGGCAAGGACGAGCUCUUCGUGCUGGAGCAGAGCUGCGCCCAGGUGGUGCUGCAGGCGGCCAACGAGAGGAACGUGUCCACGCGCCAGGGUAUGGACCUAUCAGCCAAUCAGGAUGAAGAGACUGACCAGGAGACCUUCCAGCUGGAGAUCGACAGGGACACAAAGAAGUGCGCCUUCCGCACCCACACCGGCAAGUACUGGAUGCUGACGGCCACAGGGGGCGUGCAGUCCACUGCGUCCACCAAAAAUGCCAGCUGCUAUUUUGACAUUGAGUGGCGUGAUCGGCGCAUCACACUGCGUGCCUCCAACGGGAAAUUUGUGACAGCCAAGAAGAACGGGCAGCUGGCCGCUUCGGUGGAGAUGGCAGGGGACUCGGAGCUGUUCCUCAUGAAGCUCAUCAACCGCCCCAUCAUCGUGUUUCGCGGGGAGCAUGGAUUCAUCGGCUGCCGCAAGGUCACCGGCACUCUGGACGCCAACCGCUCCAGCUAUGAUGUCUUCCAGCUUGAAUUCAACAACGGCGCCUACAACAUCAAAGACUCCACGGGCAAGUACUGGACAGUGGGCAGCGACUCCUCCGUCACCAGCAGCAGCGACACCCCAGUGGAUUUCUUCUUUGAGUUUUGUGACUACAAUAAAGUGGCCAUCAAGGUGGGCGGGCGCUACCUGAAAGGGGACCACGCGGGGGUCCUGAAGGCCUGCGCGGAGACCAUUGACCCUGCCUCGCUCUGGGAGUACUGAGGGUCACCGGUCCCGUGGGGGGGGGGGUGGGAUCCUCCAGGCCUUCCUGCUCACCCUGCUCUCUAGGUGGCCCUGUGGCAGGUGGUGAGCCCCUUGCCUUUCAAACUGGAAACCCCAGAGAAUAUGGUGCCCCCAUUCCCCUUCCCCUGCUUUCCCCCAAGGGUCAGUGGCUGCAGCCUCAGGUCCCUCUGUCCCCUCCUCUGCCAUGGGGCAAGGCUGGCACCUCUUUCUGACCUCAGAUAACUGUGAGCCUUAUUUCCCUGGAAAGUAGCCCAGAAGUAGGGGGGCUGGGAAGCUGCCUCAGACCCCCCCCCUGGAGCCGGACCCUUGUCCCCAGCCUAGCCCUUCCACACCACCCUCCCACCCCCCAUCAAGUGGGGAAGUCUUGGGUGAUAUUGAAACUACACCUGGCCUGAGAUAUUAUCCACAGGUGUGUUUUUUGGGUGUGGUUGGACUGCUGCUUGUAUCCAACCUUGCAAUGACCCAGCGGCUCCCUGGCUGGAAGUGGGGGGGGGGUAGGGGGAGCCACUGGACAGCCAUAGGGUCUUCCCUGCACAUUCUGGUCUCAGUUGGGGUACCCUGUUCCCAUCUCAUUCCUUUCACCCUGGCCUGACUGGAAACAGAAAAUGACCAAAUCAGUAUUUUUUUUUUCUUCAAUGUACGGGUGGAAGGCAUCCCAGGAUAGCUUGGUUGUAGUUCUGAGGGGUCUUGGUGGAUGUGUGUGGGGGGGGAGGGGUCUUGUCACCUGCACCUGCUUCCCUAGCUGGUCAUCCCUGGUUCUGCCCAUCCGCAGCCCUGGGCCCACCCUUCUCAGCCAGAGCCCUGCUGUGAUUGGUGCUCCAUGUCUGACUGACAUCUCGGGUCUUCUGGGCAGGAAGAAGCCAUGUGUUUCCUUGGCAGGGCCCCAGCCUCCCAUCAUGCCUCUCACUCUGGGUGUCUUGGUCUUUUAUUUUUUGUAAGUGUCAUUUGUAUAACUAUAAACGCCCAUAAUAGUAGCUUUGAACUGGAAAGAGCAAAAUAAAAUAAUGCAAGUCUGCA